AUGUUCAAUCCUCUUUAUUGUAGUGAAGAAGGCAUCGAGCCACCCAGUCCCAGUUUCACUGGAACUGAUGCUGUUGACAAAGAGGGUGACUUACAGGUGAUGAAGGAUUGCAAUGCUAAUGCUGGCUUAGCAACCUCAAGUGCCUCAGAUGUUCCAUCUUUUGCAAAUUCUAGCACUGAGGGUGACACUCACACUAGUACUAGUAACGUCAACACUGUAGAAAUGGAGAUUACAUGUGCGAUUCUAAAGGCUUUGAACCUUGUUGAUCAAAUGCAAGGAUCAGUUGCAGAUUUUGAGGAUGUACUUGUAUUUUCAAAAGAAUUGUUUUGUAGAAAUGAUACUGAACUGAAGGAACUGUGGCCAAGUAACUGGUGGGAAACUCAAAAACUCUUAAAGACUUGUGGAUACAAGGAUCCAAGAGAGCUGUAUAUAUGUCUCGAUGGAAGCCAUUAUUGUCAUUGGGAUGUAAUGGAAACCCCUGAUUCACUCUGUAGGCACUGCGAGAAAAAGGGAAGUAUUAAAUACUACUAUUUAGGUAUUGGUGUCAAAAUCCAGCUUUGGUGUGCCAGUGAAGAGAUGUGCAAGAAAAUGAUGGGCCACUGGGAAGAAAAGGGACACUGGCUCCAAGGUCAAGCUCCCAACUUUACUCUCAAGGAGGUGUGGGAUGGUUCAAGUUUCAACGAACUUAAAUGGUUUUGGAAUCCAGACUNAUACUGAACUGAAGGAACUGUGGCCAAGUAACUGGUGGGAAACUCAAAAACUCUUAAAGACUUGUGGAUACAAGGAUCCAAGAGAGCUGUAUAUAUGUCUCGAUGGAAGCCAUUAUUGUCAUUGGGAUGUAAUGGAAACCCCUGAUUCACUCUGUAGGCACUGCGAGAAAAAGGGAAGUAUUAAAUACUACUAUUUAGGUAUUGGUGUCAAAAUCCAGCUUUGGUGUGCCAGUGAAGAGAUGUGCAAGAAAAUGAUGGGCCACUGGGAAGAAAAGGGACACUGGCUCCAAGGUCAAGCUCCCAACUUUACUCUCAAGGAGGUGUGGGAUGGUUCAAGUUUCAACGAACUUAAAUGGUUUUGGAAUCCAGACUCGGAGUGGAUGCUUCCAGUUAAAUUCCAGCAGUGUGGAAAUAUAAUUAGUAUUGAUGAAGUCCUAGCAUCUUCAGAAGUGAACAGGAAGUAUAUCAUCACAUGCGGCGAAUGUAGAACCAGAUGGAUGCACGCCCCUGUCUACACCAAAGGAGACCCCCGAAAUAUUGCCCUGAUUGGACAUUGGGAUGGGUGGCAGCCAUUCGGGUACCCAGGAACACACAGUUGUGGUAUGUACUAAAAGUAAGUUAUAUAAGCUGUCAAUGAUAGUGUUGCUGGGUCUUUGUUUUUGUUGUAGUUAAUUUUUACCUUUCCACUCAUUACCAUCCAUAAAAACAAAGGAAAACUAAAAAUAACUGAGAUAAAAUAAAAAACUACAACAUUUAUAUGCAUGCAUGCAUGUAUGGAUGAAUGAAUGGAUACACAUGUUUAUUCAGAUUGCCUGUUCCAUAUGACUGGAGUAUUAUACAAAUGUGUGCUGUAAAACAUGGAACAAAGAGUUGAGGUAUUCAUGAUGCACAAUGACAAUAUGUUGCUAUGCGUAGAUGCAGCAUGGGCCAAACGAAUAAGUCGGUCACUGAAAUUGUCUAGCCACUGGAGGCCUUGUAAACUACCUAGAACAGAAAAGAAAGGAAAAAAAAACGAGGUAACUAAGCUGACUAUGAAGGUAAUAAUAAGAUGUAUACGAGCAUUAAGGCGAUAUCAAAAACGAAAAACAAAAAAAAUGUCACUGAAUUUGAAACGGGAGACAGUCUGGUGGCACUUGCUGAAAGGUGUAAACUCUGCCUAA
This is a messenger RNA of Porites evermanni, 1870 nucleotides long. Lineage: Eukaryota; Metazoa; Cnidaria; Anthozoa; Scleractinia; Poritidae. The record is from the annotation of a GenBank genome assembly.